UAUAAAGAAAAUAGAAAAAUAAACUUAAGUUUCUACAAUAGUUAACUAUCGCAUACCGUUCCUAAAUAUUCUUAGACUGGGGGUUUCCAAUCGAUGCCAGCCAGCAGCAAAUGAUGAAAAUAAAGUGGCCAAUGUUUUGGUUUCGUGGGUACGGUUUUAUAGUGCAUUUUAGAAUUUUUCCAAAUAAAGGCAGGAUAUUCGAGAUUAUUGAAUAAGUGUUUAUUCUCAAGUGCAGAAUAUAACAGUGGAAGGCGACGAACAUAAAGGUGCAGUUAGUAAAGUAAAGUAAAGAUACGAAGAAUGUGAUUAAAAGUUAUGGAUAAAAACAAUUUCCUUAUCCAUUGAAAACAAUGAAAAGAAUUUAUUCUUACUCAUUCAUCAAAACGAAUAAAAUUCCUUGAAAAUUACGGUAAUAUUGAAACAGCUUAAAUGGCAGAAACGGAAACAGUUUUUGCUUAUGAGCAAUAAUAGCUCGAAAAGAUAAUACUUCUAUUGUUCCUAGUGAGGAGUGUUUAUUAAAGGCAGCUAUUGAUAUUGGGUGUAACUACAAUAAAGAAAGGUUUGUCGCUGAAGCGUUUAUUAGUUAUCCUAAAUGAUGGAUAUAAGAAAAAACGAACACAUUUCACUGCUAUUGCCAGUCAAUAGUAGUGAACAUUUAUCAUCGACGACCGGUAACCGGAAAAGUUUAAAAAGGCAUUGGAAUCAGCUAUCCCGAUUCCAGAAAAACUUGAUAUGUAUUAUGUUUGCUGGAGUAUGCAUUUUCCUGUUCUUCCUCAUUCCGUACGACGAUAUUUCAAGUCAACCUGUCCGAGGGGAGCCUCCGCUUGAGCACAUCCAGAUUGCUCCGUUUAAAGAUCGGCACGAACACUUAGGUUCUCUGCACUUGGCUGAAUCUGGACCGGAAAAACCGGCCCUGGAACGUAGCCUCCGAUCGCCCGACGGAGAAGUGGCGAAAGAGGUGAAUCUUGGUGCCGGAGCAGCAGCACCCCGACAAAGUGGUAUUAUCGAUGAGCCGCCAGUGCGAAAGGAUCAGGAAGAUAAUCAAAAACAGCCACCCCAGUUAGAAUCCCGACUGGAUGAACCAGUCGAUGGGGGAGAGGUUGGUUAUCAGAACGCUGCUGAAGAAACCGGAGCCACGUUGCAAGUGGUUCAGAACGAAGCCAAGGAGAUUGUGGACAACAAUGAGGAAAACGUAUUGGAGGAGAACCGUCGCAGUGAUAAUGCCAAAGAUUUCAAGGGUCCCACAAACGACCGACAAAGGGCAGUCAUCGAAGCUUUCCUCCAUUCAUGGAAAGGAUACAAAGAGUACGCAUGGGGCCACGACAACCUGAAACCGAUUUCGUCCAGCUAUUCCGAUUGGUUCGGUCUUGGGCUGACCAUAGUGGAUUCGCUGGAUACUUUGUACAUAAUGGAUCUACAGGAAGAAUUCGACGAGGCUCGCAACUGGAUCGAUCAAUAUUUGCGGUUUGAUGUGAACCGGGAUGUGAAUCUGUUCGAAGUAACCAUCAGGGUUUUGGGAGGAUUACUGAGUACUUAUCAUUUGAGCGGAGAUAAAAUGUUUCUGGAUAAGGCGAUGGAUUUGGGCCAUCGAUUGUUGCCCUGUUUUGAUUCACCAUCGGGUAUUCCAUAUUCGGACGUGAACAUUGAAACGAUGAAGGCGCAUCCACCAAAGUGGUCUCCCGACAGUUCCACGAGCGAGGUCACUACCCUACAACUGGAGUUCAGGGAUUUGUCACGAACUUCACUAAAUCCGAUUUAUGAAACGGUCGCAAAUAAAGUGAACGUGAAAGUCCACGAACUAGAGAAGAACGAAGGAUUGGUACCAAUAUUCAUAAAUGCCAACACGGGACAAUUUAGAAACUUUGCUACAAUUUCUCUCGGAGCUCGAGCAGACUCUUAUUACGAGUAUCUUUUGAAACAAUGGGUACAAACAGGCAAAAAGAACGAUGAUUUCCUUAUCGAUGACUAUAAAACUGCCAUUAGAGGAGUGUUGCAUCAACUGGUUCGCAAAACGCCAAACGAAAAACAUGUGUACAUUGGCGAACUGAUCAAUGGUAAAGAUUUCAAACCAAAAAUGGACCAUCUUACAUGUUACCUACCCGGAACCUUGCUGCUAGGAUAUAAAAAUGGAAUGCCGAAAACGCAUCUCAAGUUGGCAACCGAUCUACUGGAAACCUGUUAUCAAACCUACAUGAAACAACCUACCCAGCUAGCGCCAGAAAUUUCUUACUUCAACUUGAAUGGGGAAUCCGAGCACGAUAUCUACGUGAAAACAAAUGACGCCCAUAAUCUCCUUCGGCCGGAGUUUAUUGAGAGUUUGUAUUAUUUCUAUGCUAUAACUGGGAACAAAACCUAUCAGGAUAUGGGUUGGACUAUUUUCGAAGCGUUCAACAAGUAUACACGGGUUAAAAACGGUUACACCUCGAUAGGGAACGUGAAGAGCCCACUAAACACUCGUCCUCGCGACAUGAUGGAAAGUUUUUGGCUAGGGGAAACUCUCAAGUACUUUUAUCUGUUAUUUAGCGACGAUCGAUUGGAGAUCGAUCUAGACAAAUACGUAUUCAAUUCGGAGGCGCACCCAUUGCCCAUACGGGAUGACUGAACAUGAUCUGUGGCGAAGGCUGGAACUCUGACGCAGAGUGCUUGGUGUUUCUGCUGCCCUAUUGGUGCGCUGGUUGCCAGGCUUUUAGAACAACUGUUUCAAUUCCACUACUUUUUCGAAAUAUCUGGUCCCUGAAUCAUGCAGCACAAGGCAUCAUACGUACAUGAACGUAAAACCUUUUCGGUAACGUAUUACGGGGUGCAGAUAGUUAGCAAAUUCUUAUUGAUCGUUAAAUUUUUUAAGGAAGCUAUAAUUUUGAAGUUUCCAAUUUGGGCAUACAUAGAUAGUCCGUUACAUCCUAUACUUAUCUACUUAUUUAUUUUGUUUAUUUUGUAGAUUUUAAUAGGGUCGUAAUUCAAAAUGGUGCAAAUCUAUUCCCAAUUCCCUGUAGAUCAUUCUUGUAGAAAAAUAGGAUGCAAUACAAUCUUUUCUAAUUACACUAAAUAGAUGUAAGCAGUACAUGCAGCAGCCUACGGCAGCCAAUUAAGUGAGCUGAAAAACAUUGAAAAAAAUCUCUAGUCUUCAUUAAGAAAUUAGGGUGAUUGUCGAGCGAUAGAAAAGCGUGCAAGUGAGCUCCAAAUAUUAAAGCAAAAAACCAAACAAUUUCUUUGGUUACGAUUAAGGGUAUAAAAAUACACAAAAACAAAUGAAAGUUGUUUGAAAGACAUGAAACGAAUUCAAUUUCUAGGAUGCUAAGCGACCAACAAAUAAAUGGAUAUUAAAAUAAA
Messenger RNA from Uranotaenia lowii, 3330 nucleotides. It is a transcript of the gene alpha-Man-Ib, whose product is annotated as endoplasmic reticulum mannosyl-oligosaccharide 1,2-alpha-mannosidase. The transcript has 6 exons. The coding region runs from base 593 to 2602 and encodes 669 amino acids. Gene Ontology annotation, molecular function: mannosyl-oligosaccharide 1,2-alpha-mannosidase activity; calcium ion binding. The record is from RefSeq and is a predicted model, not a curated record. NCBI's taxonomy places the organism in Eukaryota, Metazoa, Arthropoda, Insecta, Diptera, Culicidae. Gene Ontology annotation, biological process: N-glycan processing; carbohydrate metabolic process. Gene Ontology annotation, cellular component: endoplasmic reticulum; membrane.